Trichoderma gamsii is the source of this 1872-nucleotide messenger RNA. RefSeq lists its product as hypothetical. Lineage: Eukaryota; Fungi; Ascomycota; Sordariomycetes; Hypocreales; Hypocreaceae. Bases 1 to 1872 code for a protein of 623 amino acids. The transcript is spliced from 3 exons. The record is from RefSeq and is a predicted model, not a curated record.
AUGCUGAGAGAGCUCGAGACGGGCACGCAGUCGGCCAUAGCACCACCGCCGAUGCGGCCUGCAACAAGACGAGCGCCGUCUGGUCCUCUCCGCCAACAAGGCAAGGCACGUACCGGCAUCGUGAACUGCAAUGGCGCCGUGCCGCGGAAGAAGCUGCUGGGAAUGAGGUUGGAAGCACGAGAUGCUGCAAUUGGCGGGGCUCCUCCUAAGACACAGCCAGACAGACCCAUGGAGGAGCUGUCGUCAACCCGAGUCGCCAAGUGGGGCCAGCGCCGAGCUCAGGCAAAACAGGGCAAAUCAGGCCCGCAAAGCCGCCACACAGCUGCCGGCUGCCUAGAUCACGUGAGUUCGCUCUACGGUCGCGCCGCCUCGACCUCCCUGGCCCGACGCGCCCGCUUGCCUGCGGCCCAACAAAAGGUCUUCAUGUUUCGCCGAAGCGCCAUCAUCGCCAAGUUUCGUGCCUUCGUGGACGAGAUGACCAGCAGCCCCUCCAUGCCGCCAUCUUCCGACCCCAAAGAAGAUGACGACAAGGUUAUGGAGUCGCCUGCGUCCACGCCACCAACCACGCAGCAGCCCAAGUUCGAUUCAUCACCACCACGACGAACUCUUCCUUCACGGCGUGCAGCUCGACGGCGCCGCCCACAAAAGGGCUCCCUUCGGGACAUCCUCCGCCAGAACUCUGGGACUUCGCUCUUUGUGCGCCCCAUCGGCUGGACGGAUCUCCAUGCCAGCCUGCUAGGUGUGCGCUUCUGUGAGCUGCCGGCUUGCGACACUCCACGACCAAGCAACCUGCCAGGCUCUCCGCCGACGCAGGGCCACAUGCGACCGUCGCCCACCAUUACCAAGCUGAGUGACGCGCUGACGGAGAUUUUGCUGCUCUCGUCGGGCCUUCCCAAAUCAACUUCUACUGCCGUCAAGACUGUGCUGAUGACGCUGUGGCCAACAGCGUUUGCAAAGUGGCAGCUGUUCCCGGAUCUGAACAUAUAUUUCGGUGACAAGGUUUACCAUGAUGCAGUGCGUGUUCAAGCCUUGUGGAACUUCCCCUCACAUACUUCGGCCUCAUCAUCGCAAAGCUCAGUUGCAACAAUACCAGCACGGCCUGUAAGCUCAUCGUCAAGUCCGCCUGCUCACUGCACUGCAAACUUGCCGAUGCUGUGCUACAUUGGCAAGAACCAACUUGCAUCAAUACGCAAGUGCAUCUUUCGUGUAGCGACCGGACCAGGUGACAAUCCCAACAUCCCCGUCCAGAGGCUACAGCAGCUUCGCGCCAAGCUUCUUAUCCCAGCGGAUGCUGAUAAAGAUGCGCAUUUCGUCGGCAUCUUCUUGGCCAUGGCGCAGAGACAUUUCUACACACCCCCGAUACGAACUUUGACAAGAGAAUCAUCCCUGGGAUUACAAAAGCCUUCUUCUCGUCGACCCGACUUUCAAGAUGUCAAGAUGAGAAUCCUGACGCAUGACAACGAGACGAGCGAGUUCUUGGUCUAUACGGGCCAUGUCACAGCCCAGUUUUUGGAUCGGUUCUUCGACCCUUCUGGCGCCUUUUAUGAGGACGACGGCACGAUUGCGGGAAUGAAGAUUGAAUAUACCCGCGUUCCCAUCUGGCCCAUCCUGGGACUACGAGAACGACUCGGCAAGGCUUUGGGAGAGGACAUUGUGGGGUCAUUCGAUUCAAAUCAAAUGGAGACGUGGGAGUUAGAUAGCGAGUCGAGAUUCUCAGAACCAGGAGCUAGAGGCGCAAACAUCAAGCGAAAGCGGGCAACUCCGACAGCGCUUGAUGGGAGCUUGGAUGAAGAAUCCGACGAAGAUCAGCCCGCCAUAGAGAAGAAGCGGUGUCUGAGCGAGGAGAGAAAUCUCGUUGGCGUUGCGGUUUAA